AUGCACAGCUCCCUGAUGACCACAGUGUCUGAGCUUGGCGAGACAGCAGGGUUUUCCGGUCACGCAGAAAGAAAUGGCCAGAUGGAAGCACGAGGAACAGUCAAAGGAAGAAACAAACAGUUGGAGUCACCUUCAGAGCAAAAACAGACAAAAGAAAGCACUGCUCUUUAUCCAGCAAUUUUUGCACUCCGUGUAAAAUGCCUGGCUACAGUAGAGGCACUCCACAGGGAGAGGAGGAAGAAGUUGCUGUCUGAACGACGGAAGAUUGUGGAUAGAAUAGAUGACAACAAAGAUGGCUAUCUCACAACAGAGGAAUUAAAAAACUGGAUUAAACGGGUACAGAAACGCUAUAUCUAUGAAAACGUGGCUAAAGUUUGGAAAGACUAUGAUCUAAACAAGGACAAUAAAAUUGCCUGGGAAGAAUACAAACAAGCCACAUACGGUUAUUAUCUAGAAAAUCCAGAAGAAUUCCAAGAUGCAACCGAUCAGCACAGUUUUAAAAAAAUGCUGCCCAGAGAUGAAAGACGGUUCAAAACUGCAGAUCUGGAUGGAGACUUAGCUGCCACUCGUGAAGAAUUCACUGCUUUCCUUCACCCAGAGGAGUUUGAGCAUAUGAAAGACAUCGUUGUCUUAGAAACCUUAGAAGACAUAGACAAAAACGAGGAUGGUUUUGUGGAUCAAGAUGAGUACAUUGCUGAUAUGUUUGCAAAUGAAGAGGGUGGACCAGAGCCUGACUGGGUGAUUACAGAGCGUGAACAGUUUUCAGAUUUUCGUGACCUCAACAAGGAUGGAAAGAUGGACAAAGAGGAGAUUCAGCACUGGAUUCUCCCACAAGACUAUGAUCACGCACUAGCUGAAGCCAGGCACUUGGUCUAUGAAUCGGAUGUAGACAAGGAUCAAAAGUUAACGAAAGAGGAGGUUCUAGACAACUGGAAUAUGUUUGUUGGAAGUCAAGCUACUAAUUAUGGGGAGGACCUCACAAGAAACCAUGACGAACUAUGAUACAGUGUACCAACCGUUAUGCCACAGACCUUUUCUCCACUUUACUGAAAUCACCGUGUCCAUCGUCUUUUUGGGGAAGAUGGACAAGAGACACACUCACAACCGAAUGACUUGCAUUAAUAUAUUUUUAACAUGCCAGCUUAUUACCUCAGAAACUGCGUAGAAAUAGCUUUUUACUCUUUUCACAUGGUUAAAUACAAUAUCUAAUUACUACAGUUUUAUUUUGGAAAACAUAAAAAUGUAACUUUUCUUAAUAGAUUAGAGCCUGACCUGGAAAAGGCACUUCUAAAACAUAAUUGCAAGGAUCUUUAGUAGUGAAAUAUUUUCUUCAAAUACCCAUUUUUACUAUAGUGAAAUGCAGCUAGGAUUAGAAAGAAACCUAAUUUUUAAACAGACUAAGUUAUUUAGUCAUCUUUUUUAAUAGCAUAUAACAAUUUAGAGUUAUACUUUUACCCUCCCAUCCAGAGAAAAGGUUUGAUACAACAAGAUCCACAACCUUUUUCUCCACACUGUUUUUCUCUCCCAGUUUGGGCCAGAGGUGCUGAGGAAGGUAUCCAGCAGCCCUCUGGCUCAUAGCUUUACAAGUGCAACAUGUACAACUGGCCCUUCUCUCUAACCCCCAUCACAGUGCAGAGACAGCACACGUGGCCCAACACCCUGUGCUGGCAUUCCUCAGCGAGGAUUGUAGAGUUCAUAGUGACAGCUGCUCCUUCUGACAACAGAAUAACGUACAAUUGUUUGUAGGCUGUUGGUUAUGCUGUUUCCUGGGAGGAAUUAUGCCACAUGGAGCAUAAUUUAUCUCAUGCUUUUCGCACUUUACCCAAGCCGUACUCUUGUUCACACAGUGUGAAUGGCAGCAGUUCUGUGAUGGAGAAAGAAUGAGACAUAUCACCCCUCUGGGCCUUCUGUCUUCUCUGCCGCAUAAGAGAACAGAUUUAUGUGGCUGAAGUUCUGGUUUUAUAUGUAUAUACGUGUAAGUACGUGUUACUGAAGCAACUACAUGAAGACGGCUUUCCUUCCAAAGAAAGGGGUAAGCUUUCCACACAGGUGCUUUCUUUUUUACUGUAUAAUGUGAGCUGUUACAUGUAUAUUUUUAUAUACCCAACUUACCUACGUUUUGUUGUUUUUAAAUGUACUGGUUUUAAAAUAAGCACAAUAAAACCAGUACUUCUUUUUGAUACUAUGAAGGUGCAAUAACACUAACACAGACUAGGAUAGAGAGGUGAUGUGAAAGCAAGAAGCAGCCCUUUAAAGCCCGUAGUUCCCAAAGCACUGGGUCAUUGGCAGCUCCUGCAACACUGGGUGGUCAUCUACGAACAGCAGCUGGACAUACGGCACCAACUGUUUCUUCUUCACCUCACUAAAAAAAAGAAAAAGCUAGAAAUAAGUCCAAUAGACAUAGUUGCUAUUGCUAUCACUAGAAUCUGUUCUGAACACUAAUACUAGGAGAUUAGGGCUCCACAGCAGUGUUCACUGGAGGUUCCUUGAAGGUUUGGUGUACAGCAUCACACACUGGUCAUCACACAACCAUCCAGAGAGAAGUUUUGAGACUCCCAGGAUGUGAUACACUUCAGCAAUUUAACAAAUCUGUGAAAAUGGUGAGACAAUGCAGAACUGUGACCUCCAUAAACAGUGUCAUUUUUAUGAGGUUAUAUAAGAACUGUGGUGAAAUAUUUUACAUCUUCCAAUUGAAGACAAUUAAAUCUAGAUAUCAGAGUCUGGCAGACAUUACCUGUUCUUGCUAGCACAAUUAUUAAGCUUUUGGUGUGCACUUCUUAUGACAUUGCCAGCAAUGUCUCUGAAAAGUCCCUACCUCUUCCACUAACGUACAGUAGGACAAAUGUCAUAAGACAUAAGCGAACCAUUUUUGCUCUUCCAGUACCCUCAAGUUAAAUAAAUGCCUAAAUGCAGUGUUAUCUGAGAAGCAAUAAAAUUGUAUCCUGGCACAUGUAAAAGAUUACCUGUUUUGUUUAU
Molecule: messenger RNA, 2976 nt
Organism: Pygoscelis adeliae (Adelie penguin)
Lineage: Eukaryota; Metazoa; Chordata; Aves; Sphenisciformes; Spheniscidae
Gene: RCN1
Product: reticulocalbin 1, EF-hand calcium binding domain
Exons: 6
Coding region: 1-1002 (333 amino acids)
Cellular component (GO): endoplasmic reticulum
Molecular function (GO): calcium ion binding
Source: RefSeq, a predicted model, not a curated record